Messenger RNA from Ceutorhynchus assimilis (cabbage seed weevil), 621 nucleotides. The record is from the annotation of a GenBank genome assembly. Lineage: Eukaryota; Metazoa; Arthropoda; Insecta; Coleoptera; Curculionidae.
AUGAAUUCAGAAAAUUGCGAAAAAGUGAUAGAUUCUACAAUAAUAGAUAUUUGUAAAAAAAAGAGUAGUAAUAAAAUGGCAAUCAGACAGUCGCAAUCGUAUAACUACGACUUUCAUAUUCCGAAGCUGGAAAAAAGGAGGGCGAGUGCUUUGGUGGACGAAUUACUGCUAGAAAUUUACAACACCGUUCAUAAUGGCACGACCGAUUAUCUCUCGACUUCAGGCAAAAGCCAAAAAAACUGUUGCAUUAAUCUUGUUGAUUUGCAGGAUAAAAAUGUAGCUGAACUAAGUGCGAUCGUUGUUUGCUUAAAUGAACAUUUAGCGCACACUGGAAGCGUCCUGGUACGUCAAUUAAAGCGGCGUGAUUCUCUUCGCCGUCAGCAACAGGCCCAUUGUGAUGUUAUCUCAAGAAUACUCAGUCACCGUGUCCUAGCUGAUAUAAAAUUUACAAUUCAACCAUCUACAUUAGAAGGUUUAGCUUUUACACAAUGGAAAGCUGCUAUGAAAAUAGUGGCCCAAUUACCUAGUGGAAUCCCACCAGAAUUUAGAAAGCAUUUAUGGAUUACCAUGGCUGAACGAUAUUUACAUUCAAAAAAGGUAAUAACCCAGGCUAAUUUCUAG